Molecule: messenger RNA, 1007 nt
Organism: Spodoptera exigua (beet armyworm)
Lineage: Eukaryota; Metazoa; Arthropoda; Insecta; Lepidoptera; Noctuidae
Source: the annotation of a GenBank genome assembly
CGAAUAAUUUGUAAAAGUAUUAAGUGACAUUGAAUAAUUUAGUUUUAAAAUGAGUUCAAUAGAAAAUCCUCUACUGAAUAUCUCACCGGAAAUCGUUAAUAAUAUUAGGAAGAUUUAUAAUCUCGAUGAUCCAAAGAGGUUGAAUGAAGCCAUCAAAAUUCUGGAAGAAUGGAUACAGAAACAGCCUCAUAUUGUAAAAAAGGAUUUUGAAAAGCGGUUCUUAGAGUCGGCGCUGAUAACAUGCAAGGGGUCUGUUGAGAAGGCGAAGAGGCAGAUAGAUCUUUUAUGCACAAUGAAAACUAUGGUACCACGGUUCUUUGCAAGGCACAACUUGAAAACUGAAUUACAACCAGCUUUGGAGAAAGUAUGGCACAUACCCCUUCCACAACUGACAGAAGAUUACUGCAGAAUAGUCUGGAUCAAAUCAUUCACUAAUGAUUUCUCGUCUGAUGACAUUCUACAAUUUUUCCAAUAUACUAUCGUUCUCGCCGAAUACGCUCGAGCUAAUGAUUACGUGAACGGUUAUAUAUUAAUAGUGGACUACCGUGAUUGGAAUAUGUUCAAACUAAUCACAAGGAUGACUACUCCCGAUGUUCAACCAUUCAUCAACGUUUUAACUAAAGGUUACGGUGGGAGAUUGAAGAAUGUGCACAUAAUAUCUGAUUCUAAAGCUGUGGAAGUCCUUGUAGCAACUGUCAAACAGUUAAUUAGUGAGAAGCUUGGUAAAAGAAUUCAAGUGCACAAGAAUUUAGAGGAAUUACAUAAAGUAGUGCCUAAAGAUCUUCUGCCAGAAGAAUUUGGAGGGAAACAAAAGUCUUGUGAGAAAAUACAGGCUGAAAUUGUGGAUGAAUUGGCUUCUGAUAGACAUAUACAAUACUUGAAGGUAAUGUCAAAAGCUUGCACGGACGAGUCCAAAAGAAAUACGGGAAAGUUUAAUGAAGAAUACAUGGGCAUGCCUGGAUCCUUCAGGAAUUUGACUGUUGAUUGAUCAUAUUAUCUCUGCCUUG